Rhagoletis pomonella (apple maggot) is the source of this 1790-nucleotide messenger RNA. Its product is annotated as cyclin-dependent kinase-like 1. Gene Ontology annotation, cellular component: nucleus. The record is from RefSeq and is a predicted model, not a curated record. NCBI's taxonomy places the organism in Eukaryota, Metazoa, Arthropoda, Insecta, Diptera, Tephritidae. Gene Ontology annotation, biological process: protein phosphorylation. Gene Ontology annotation, molecular function: ATP binding; cyclin-dependent protein serine/threonine kinase activity. Bases 48 to 1427 code for a protein of 459 amino acids. The transcript has 8 exons.
GCACCACCAAAUCAAAAUUUCUCAAUUGAAAUAUAUUAAAUCAAUUAAUGAGUCCUUCUAAAAUGCUGCCACGUAAAGAAUUUCCAGCGCGUCGUUCGAAUUUGCUACGUGGUCCAUGUUUGAGCUUAAGGCCUCAAGGUAGCAGCAAAAUGGAUCGCUAUGAAAAAUUAAGUCGGCUAGGCGAAGGUUCAUAUGGCGUCGUAUAUAAGUGUCGCGAUCGUGAAACAGGCGCCUUAGUAGCUGUCAAACGUUUUGUGGAAUCCGAAGAUGAUCCGGCCAUAAGAAAAAUUGCAUUACGUGAAAUUCGGCUGUUAAAAAAUCUAAAGCAUCCAAAUCUGGUCUCACUACUGGAGGUAUUCCGGCGUAAACGACGUUUACAUUUGGUAUUUGAAUUCUGUGAGCUGACAGUGUUGCACGAAUUGGAGCGACAUCCGCAAGGCUGUCCGGAGCAUUUAACCAAACAGAUCGUCUACCAGACAUUGCAGGGGGUGGCCUAUUGCCACAAACAGGGUUGCCUGCAUCGUGAUAUCAAACCGGAGAAUAUACUGUUGACAGCGCAGGGACAAGUGAAGCUGUGCGAUUUUGGUUUUGCGCGCAUGUUGAGUCCUGGUGAGAAUUACACAGACUACGUGGCCACCCGUUGGUAUCGGGCGCCCGAGCUACUUGUCGGCGACACGCAAUACGGCACCGCAGUGGAUGUGUGGGCGAUUGGCUGCUUAUUUGCGGAGUUGGUGCGCGGCGAGGCGUUAUGGCCCGGUCGCAGCGAUGUAGAUCAACUUUAUUUGAUACGCAAAACGUUAGGCGACCUGCUGCCAAGGCACAUACAGAUUUUCUCACAAAAUGAAUAUUUCAAGGGCAUCACUCUGCCGGUGCCGCCAACGCUGGAACCGCUCGAAGACAAAAUGCCAGCUAAAUCACUACAAAAUCCGCUCACUAUUGACUUUCUCAAGAAAUGCCUGGACAAGGAUCCUGCCAAGCGUUGGUCUUGCGAAAAGCUCAUCAAACACUCAUACUUCGAUGAUUACGUUGCCAAACAGCGUGAACUGGAGCAUGUUAAUAGCCUAGAGGCAGCCGCACUUCAACGUCAGCAGCAAUUUGUACAGCAACAGCAACAGUUGCAACAACAUUUGAUGCUGCAGCCGCAUAGUCAACAAUUGCAACCACAAUCACAACAACAUACGCCGCUGCAGGCGCACCAGCACCAGCACCAGCACCAGCACCAACAGCAGCAGCAACAACAACAGCAUACACCAUUGCUGCUGGCAGCGCAAGCAGCGCGUGACAAAUCAAAGACUUCAAAUACUUCGCUUCCAUUACUGACCAAUACACAGCUGUCGCAUCAUCAUCAGGACUAUGUGAAGCUGCAACCGAUUAAUAAGAAUGCAACAUUGCUGCACCGCACCGAACAUCAUUUGCCAACGAUAUAGAGUGUCACAACAUACAUAAGUAUGUAUGUAUGUAUGUAUGUAUGUAGCUAGCUAUAAGUGACAACUGGGCUGUUGGCUGUUGACUAUUGGCUAGCUGACUGGCGGCAGGCAUACGAGUUUGGUAAAUGCGGCAACAUACAAGCACCGGUCGGUUGUCUGCCAUUAGCAUGCUGCAGCUGCAUUCUUCACUCACUGAGUGUAGUGUGUUUGUACAAAGUUGCAGCGGCGCUUGAUUGGAGCCUUUAGUGUCGGUUAGGAAUGUAGUGUAUUUUUGGAAUGCAAUUUUAAUUUUUAUCUACUAAUUUUUUUUAAUUAUAAAUUUACAUACUUAAGUAAUAUGCAUGUGAGUAUAUUUUAACAAAA